CUGGAUUCACUAGACCCGCACGUACCUUUUCAAAAAAGUUUUUAUUUGUUACGUUAAAUGUUUUGAAAACGAUGUCUGGAGCAUUUUCAAGAGCUAUAAAAGAAGCUAAUUUCUCUGUAAGAGUGAAUACAGAUGGAGAAAGAAGUUUUGGAGGCAAUGCUAACAUAAAUCGAGACAGAAACAGCGGAAAUAGUUCAAAUCGAGGAGACAAUGGUGGACGGUGGCAACGAGGAGGAUACAACAGAGGUGGAUCCUCUUUUAGGGGAAGAGGUAGAGGAAAUCGUGGUCAAGGACGUGGUCGUGGUCGUGGUAGAGGCCAUGGAAGCUAUCACCCCAGAUCAAGGUUUGAUGAGGACGAUGAGGGGGACUCUAUGAUGGAUAGUGAGAGGCAGGGAGGUAGCAAUAGAUAUAAUCCAUAUGGCAGGGGUAGUGCAAAUAGUCGGCGCAGGGACAGAUCUCCAGAAAAUAGAGUAGAUGAUGUGGAUGGUGACAGUGGGUGGUGGAAAAUUGUCAUACCGGAAGGGAAAAAACAUAGCCGUGACUGGCUGUUAGCAAGGUUAAAAUCUAUAUGUACUGAACCAUUCUCGCCUGUGAAUUUUCAUAUUUUCCAGGACAAUGCUGUUUUUUUUGUCAAUGAGAAAUCUGCUGCAGAUGGAUUAAAAGCGGCAAGUAACAAGAUAACAACAAAAGAUGGCUCAAAGUUGUUUCUCUCAGUGCGACCAAGUCGGCCACCAAGAAAUCAAGGUGGUUCCACAGGAAAUAACAAUUCUGGAGCUCCUAUUAACACAGAAGUUGAGACAUCUCCUGAAAAGUUAGAAGUGUAUAAAGAUUGCCUUGCAAAACGCUUUGACCCUGAAGCAGUAAAAUUGGAUUUGUCUAAUUUGUUUUUUGACAAAGUACUUAGAGCAGGGGAAGUAGAAACCAAGAUAUGGAAACCUGUUGUGAUUAACACUAUUUUGGAGAUUAUACAUCAACUCUGUUCUACAUUAAAAAUUCUAGAUUUGUCCAAUAAUCAAAUACAAAGAUUAAGCAUUCUAGAAAACUUAAGUGAAAAAUGUCCAGCACUGGAAGAAAUCAAUCUAUCCAAAAAUGCGAUUCGUUUUACUGGUGAGCUAGCGAAGCUGAAAUCACACAAAAAUAUUAUAAAACUGUGGUUCAGUGAAAACCCAGCCUCUGAGCAGUACAAAAACGACGUUGGUGAAUACCAAGAAGAAGUUCGUAACCACCUUCCAAAUUUAAAAGAGCUUGAUGGAACAGUGUUGCCUCCAUCUCUUAAGUUGGCAUUUGACUUAGACGAGACGGCAGCAUCACUUCCUAAAUCAUUAGGUAAUUAUCCACCAAAUUCUGAAGCUUCAAGUUUAGUUGUGGUUUUUUUGAAAAAUUUCUUUCAAAUCUAUGAUGCAGCCGAUGUUAACGAUCGUCAGCAGUUGUUGCCAGCCUAUCAUAAUGAUGCUGUGUUUUCAUUGUGUUGUAACACUGGCGUUCCAACUUCUGAAAACAAUGCCAAUUCCUUGAAGGACUAUUUAAAACAUAACCAUGAUAUUGAAAAUAUGAAUGACAGGACCAAUAGAGAACAAUUAGUUAAGCAUAAAAAACUGACAGUGGUAGCAUUGCUAACUGAACUUCCUCAAACAAAGCACAACUUUAAUUCGUUUACUCUUGAUAUACCUUUUGUGACUGCUGAAUGCUUAAUGUUUGUUGUUAAAGGCACAUUCUUGGAUGGAAAUGGUCAAGUUCUUAGAGGUUUUACUAGAACUUUUGUGGCUGUGCCUGAAAAGAAUUCACAGCUCCUUCUUAUAAACGACCAGCUGCAUGUACGAGCAGCAACUGAAAAGCAGAUGAAAGUUCAAUCAGUCGGAAAUGUACCAGUUGUGGCCCAGACCACUUCCACUGUGCAGAAUUCUAGUUACACCACAGAGCAAGAAGAGCUGGUGAAAAAAUUUUCAAUGGAAUCGAAAAUGAAUUUGAAGUGGUCUUUGGAUGCCCUGAUUUCGAAUGGCUGGGAUUUUAAACAAGCUGCUGUAAAAUUUGGAGAAUUAAAAAGCCAGGGAAAGAUUCCACCUGAAGCUUUUCAAUAAUGACAACAUUUAUUACUGACGAUAACAAAAUUAAAAAAAACCUGUCUAGUGAAAAUUGGGUGAAUGUCGUAACAUUAUGUAAAAUGCAAGUUCCAAUGUUCUGGAAUGGAAAACUAAAAAACAAUUUUUUUCAACUGUGAUAUAUUUAGUACGUUUCGUUUUUCUUCGAUUUUUUUAUGCUAUAUUUCGAUAAUUCAUUCCAUACAAAGAGAAGUCAGUUGAAACAUACCAACAUUUGUGUAAUUAAAUAAAUGAUAUCUAUUGUCUAUGCCUAAUCUAUAGUCUCUUUCCUAUAAAAUGACAAAAGAAUGUGUUUUACGUUUUUUUUUUAAUUGUAAGGCAACAGUAUAAAGAUAUAGACGCAUAAAGAUCAUUAUAGAUCUUUUUAAGAAGCAAGCCAAAACUGCUAUUUAUUUUAUCUAGUCUUAACUAACAUCGAGGCUCCUUUAUACCGUGCCUUCAAAAAAUAUGUUUUUACGACUUGUGUUAAUGUUUUGAAAUUACUCUUCCGUACAUUAAUCCAUAAAACGUUUUCCGCUAAAAAUUUUAAUGAUUAUUGUAAGUGGAAAAUCUUGAUGUGCUAGAUGUAAAGAUCUUGUAGAAUUUUAAUAUGUCAGGAUUUUUUGGUAAUGCAUCUCUGAUGUGGAAUGUCAACUCCUA
Molecule: messenger RNA, 2738 nt
Organism: Hydractinia symbiolongicarpus
Lineage: Eukaryota; Metazoa; Cnidaria; Hydrozoa; Anthoathecata; Hydractiniidae
Product: nuclear RNA export factor 1-like
Exons: 2
Coding region: 72-2078 (668 amino acids)
Biological process (GO): poly(A)+ mRNA export from nucleus
Cellular component (GO): cytoplasm; nucleus
Molecular function (GO): protein binding; RNA binding
Source: RefSeq, a predicted model, not a curated record